CUCCUGAGGGCGUCGUAACCAGAUCCUACAAAAACUAAAAUCGCCCUGCUUUCCGCCUGGCUCGCCCAAAACCGUGGCAUCUGACGAAAACCCCCACGAAGGACACAGCGAAAGAAUGCUGCGCUCGAUACCUGGUCGUCUGCACCUUUGCGGACUGUCAAGGGCACCUCGUCUUGUACACCCGCCCGCGGGACGGUGCUCUUCCAGGUCAGGUGCUAGGACGCAAGCCUCGUCUCUCCGAUUUCAACAAAUCUCAACGGUCGUCCACGAGGACAUCAAGACAGAUGGAGAGAACCUGGAGGAGCAUAAGAUAGCCAACGACGACGUGCAAGUCAGCACAAAACCGAUCAAAAUUGGUGUCGAUUCCGGGCCGGUUGCCGAGACAGGUUCAAAGCAGAAGUCCGCCUCAACUUCUAGCGGUGUUAGCGAAGACGACGCGGUUAUGUUCAACUCAGGACUCAGCGACUUCCGAAGUGCUCUGACCGCGGGCAAGGCUAAGCAUGCCUGGGCUAUCUUCCGUUCGAUGGAGCGGAACGACAAGCUGGACGGUCUUGGAUGGAGGGACUACAACGCCCUUAUGAAGGUCGCGCGGAUGUUUACAGUGCCCAUCGGAGCACGCAGCAAGUUGGAGCAGGCUCUUAUCGAUGUGGAUUGGAUCAUGAGCGUCAUGGGGAGACAGGGUAUCAAGCCCAAUGCAGCGACGUACGCCGCAUUGGCCUCAGCGGCCGCUUUGUGCGGGGAUGUCGACCGUGUGCGUACGAUUCUGCAAACGGUGGCGGACAAAGGCUGGGUGUUAGACCACGGCGGCGACAUGCUACUGCUUGCUCAAGCUCAAACAGAACCACAUCAAGCAUUGGAGUCGUUUGGAGCCCACCUCAAGAAAAAUCCGGGCAGCGGGAGCGUGGCAGUCUAUAAUUCGCUAUUGGAUAACUUCUCCGUAGCGGAAGACCAUCAUCGGUUCCAACAACUACUCAUGUUGGGAAAGGAGCACAGACUGCCUCCAAGCGCCAUGACCUACGAUAUCUUGACACAGCAUUUCGCUGUGCGGGUGGGAGACUUGAACGAGGCGACGGCGAUUAUGGAACAACGCGUACAGCAAGGGUAUGGACGAUCGAUUAAAGCAUACACCGCUCUCAUAGCGGGCUAUCACAGCCGUCAAGACUAUGUGAAGGUCAUGGAACUAUUCAAAGAAGUCGAGAAGCAUGGUCUUCCCCCCACCAUUAGGUUGCUCAACUUUAUAAUGUCCGCAAACAGCAAGCUGGGCAAUGUCAAAGCAGCCGCACGCAUCUUCUUCCGCAUCUUGAGCAAUCCGGAUUUGCAAGCGAAUGCACUGACGUACAAGACCCUUAGCAAUGCGCUCAAAUCUUGGCCGGACUCCUUCGAAAGUCUGGUCAAAUCAAUACGUCAAAAACCGACCAGGAGACUUUACGUGAACGUUGUGCGCGGCAUGUUCGAUGCAGAGGCAGACCUGAUGACGCAGCGGGUCGCUGCCGAAUACCGUGAUAUGUGCAGACUGUAUCCGAACCACUAUCGUUUGGAUGACAAGUUGCUCACCAUCGAGCAUCGGAUUCUGUGCUCGUACGGGCGCCGGGAAGAAGCUGAGAGCAUAUGGGCCGAACAUUUCAGCACAAGCCGGCAUCUGCGAAACAAAUGGGCGUAUCAGUCCAUGAUGUCUUUGUACGGUCAUCAAGCUUCGAGGGAUCCCAGAAGGGCGAGGGAGGUCUUCGACGAAGCGAAGGCGUCGGGCUUGCCAGUAGACUUGUUCGCUUACAACGCCCUCCUCAAAACCUUCUGGUAUCCGAGCAUCCCCUUGAAUAGUCAGGCGAUCGGCAUCAUUCGGGAGGCCAUCGAAGCGAACGUCAUCGGAGACAUCUCGACGCUCCCGCAUACCCAUCUCAUGCAAAAGGCAAUCACGGUGAUAGGGAAGGGCAACGUCGUGAAAGGGUACCAGGCUCUUACCAACGGUGAAGAGCUCGACAUGUCUUCAUUGCCCAUCUGGAGUGAUAUGUUCCCAGGCGGACACGAACCAAUUGAUGGACGGGUCAAAAAGAACAAGCCGCCUCACAGUACCGAAUCGCAUGCAGAAUAGACAUAGUUUCUGUGUACCGCUUAGCCAGAUGUAGGAAAGAGCUCACGGGGUAUUAUCUACAUAUUCUCAAUAGAGCAAAGCGCUAUAAUUGGAGUUUCAAAUCAAUUCGCUGGUGAUCAUUGCUCUAAAUCUAUGGCACAUGACAGGCGGGCUAAACAAUUUGCCUUCGAUGUAUCUGCCUGUCAACAAACUUCUCGAGACUCCCACGAUCACCGGCAAUGGGUAUGUACAUAGGUGUCGUAUGUGCCCCGCUGACAAUGGACUGUAAUCUAGCUCUUACUUGAGAGCCAUUCCGGAUAUCUAAUUGAUGGCAGAUGCUGUCAACUCCCCAUGUAUGUGUUGCGCAACAAGUGCAUAUGUGCAUCGCGACCACUUACUUGGAGAUUAUCGUCUCAACAAC
Messenger RNA from Fimicolochytrium jonesii, 2489 nucleotides. RefSeq lists its product as uncharacterized. The transcript has a single exon. Lineage: Eukaryota; Fungi; Chytridiomycota; Chytridiomycetes; Spizellomycetales; Powellomycetaceae. The record is from RefSeq and is a predicted model, not a curated record. Gene Ontology annotation, molecular function: protein binding. Bases 116 to 2089 code for a protein of 657 amino acids.